GUACGACUGUUUGGAACAAUGGCAUCUGCACACAUUGUCUUCUACCUGAUGUGUUUCUUCUUGGGUGUAAUUGGUAAGUUUGUGUUUAACCACAGUCUAAUUCUUUUGAGCUCUUUUUUCUCAGCUGCCAUGUUCCACAAUGUGUAUUUGCUUUGUCUUUCAUUUCACCACAGCUCAGAAGAACAACCUGCAUUUAUCCUCUGUUCAUGAAGAAGCACGUUUUAUAUCAGCCAAAUCUGGAGACAGCGUGACUUUACAUUGUUACUAUGAACACAGUGUUUCUGCACGUUUUUACUGGUAUAAACAAACUUUAGGAGAGAAACCAAAACUCAUUUCUACCUUCUAUAUAUCAGAACACUAUUUAGUAAAAUUUCAUGGUCCAUUCAAGAAUAAUGCACGCUUCAGACUAGAUAAUGAAAAAGGAAAAAACCACUUGAUUAUCUCAGACAUAAAUGUUUCAGACUCAGCAACUUACUACUGUAUAUUUUCCUAUUUCUACACAUUAAUCUUCUUAGAGACCAUUAUUGUCAGUGUCAAUGAUUCAGAUUUAAACGUACGAGCUUUAGUUCAUCAGUCAGCAUCUGAGACCAUCCAGCCAGGAGGCUCUGUAAGUCUGCACUGUAUGGUGCACACUAUGCUGAGCUGUGAUGGAGAACACAGUGUUUACUGGUUCAAAGACUCUGAAGAUUCUCAACCAGGACUCAUUUACACCCAUGGAGUCAGGAAUGAUCAUUGUGAGAGGAAAGCUAACAAAAGCACACACACCUGUGUCUAUAACUUGACAAUGGAGAGCCUGAAUGUGUCUCACACUGGGAUCUACUACUGUGCUGUCGCCUCAUGUGGACACAUACUGUUUGGAAACGGGACCAAGCUGGACUUUGGGGGAUUUACAAUGCGGCGAGAUUCUCCUGCCCCGAUGUAUUUCUUAAACACAGCUUUAACACUCACCACCAUCAUCAGUGUGUUAUCAACUUUUUUAGUGUAUAAGAUGAAAAAGAGGAACAACUGCCAAUCCAGAGCAGACUCAAACACAAAUAAUUCUGUAAAUUUAGAGAGCACCCAAGAGGACAACCUUCAUUAUGCUGCUUUGAGAAAAAUUAGGACGAAAGGAGCAAGAAGACAGACGAGCAACACCCAGGAUACAUGUGUGUACUCCGGUAUAAAGUAAACAUAGUAGAAAUGAUGAUUCUUAGUAUUACCUUUCUAACUGAUUUAACUGCUAACAGAAUUUGAUCACUUGCAUAUGUUUGAAAUUGCUGUAAAUGUAAUUCCAGUAGAUAAUUUGUUUUGGAUUUUGGGUUUGAUGUAUUUUUGAAGUUCUGUAAUUUUUAGUUGUCUCUUUGAAGUUGUUGUUGUGUUGACUGUUUUUUAUCAUUUGGAUUUUUGAUUCUUAAUUUUGGUGAGUUUAAUAUUGGAUACCCUGUCUCGUCAAGUUAAUCAGGUCCAGCUGUGUCCCCCACCUGUGUGUGAU
Molecule: messenger RNA, 1471 nt
Organism: Haplochromis burtoni (Burton's mouthbrooder)
Lineage: Eukaryota; Metazoa; Chordata; Actinopteri; Cichliformes; Cichlidae
Product: immunoglobulin kappa light chain-like
Exons: 4
Coding region: 140-1168 (342 amino acids)
Biological process (GO): response to bacterium
Source: RefSeq, a predicted model, not a curated record